AUGCUGAGAUUUACAGGAGGAGAGAAGGCGCCGACCCCUGGCUGGCUACUGGUGUUCUUCAGCAACAUGUUCUUCGGUUGCGCAGGUUUUUCGAUUGUUCUUCCGACUCUGUGGCCAUACCUCCGCGAGAUGCAGAGCAGCACUCAGUUUCUUGCUGCUGUUGUGGCCGCCUACAGCGUGGGCGAGGGCUUGGGAGGAUGGAUCAGUGGUCUCCUGUAUAGCCGAUUCCCAAAGCAUCCCAAGCGACUGCUUCAAGGAGGAAUGCUCCUCGGAAUGCUGGCCGCCUUUUCUUAUGCCGUCGCACGACCUUUCGGUUCCGUGGCUCCAUACAUCGUCCUCUUGGCGCGCUUCUGCUCGGGCUUCGACAACGGAACGCGGCAGACCAUCGAGCAGACCUUCCUGGCCAGCCGGAUCCCUCCACAGCACCAGACGACCUGCUCUUCUCGGCUCGCGAGCUGCGCCAUCACAGGCAUCAUGAUGGGCCCCGCUUUAGGUGCUCCCUUGCAAGCGAUUGACUUCCAGCUCAUGGGUGUGACGAUCGACGGCAACAACGGACCCGGACUGGUGCUUUUCCUCGUUUGCAUCGCCAACUUCACGGUGACGUCCUUCUUCUUCAGCGGGAAAGGCCAGUCCUAUUCGACUCAAACCAGUAGCGUGAGCAUUAACUUGGAGGACACCCCGCCACCUGAUCCACGGGGCCUUCUUGUGUGCUACAUGGUCUUCUUCGGUGUGAACGUCAACAUGGCCAGUCUGGAAACCGUGACACCUGUGGUGGCGCAGAGGCUUUAUGGCUGGGGACCUUGCUUGCAUCCUGCAGAGUGUACUUUCCAGGUGUCACAGACCUACACCAAUGGGUUGAUGUCGGCGGGCGGGUUCUUGAGCUUGACCAUGGCCGCGUUGAUGUCCUUCUUUGGCGCACACAUCUAUCGCCGGGAGAUUCUGGUGAUCACCGUGAGCUACACCGUCUCGGCGAUGAUCAACUUGGGGAAUAUGGACUUUGGAGGACAUUUGCCGGUCACCCGCUUUGUGGGCGAUUAUUUACUCGGAGCCUUCUUUGGUAGCCUGGCCAGGGGCCCUGGCAUUGCACUUCUCAGCCAAGUUCUUGGUCCUCAUCCUUCGGCAGGCUAUAUGGGUGUGCUCUUUAUGGUAGGCGCUCUUCCACGAGUGCUGGGACCUUUUCUUUUCGUGGAGUUGCUCGAGAUACCGGAGCCCAUGUAUCUGGCACACUACAGAGAUGUCUACCAGGGACUGAUCCCGCGCACCUGGCUACUCUACGGAUGCCAAGCUGCCUUCUUCAUGACCGUGCUUGUCUUACUCCAGACGUCUAGGUCACAUUUGGCACCGCAUCCGACCGCAACUGGACUGCGCCAGCCGCUGCUGUCAACCCCCGAGACUUGCGUUCAGAUCGGAUUGAGUCCUGGCACUCCUUGCCAGGUACGAGAGGGAAUCAGUGGCCUGAAAGAGUUGUCCCGACGUUUUGGCAAGAGUGAGUCGGGGGAGCAGACCUUCGCCAAUGUCGUGAAGGAGCUCAAGAAAAAAGGGAAGCUACCCAUCUCCAGCGGCGGCCCGGAGUUCAGCGCGGUGGAUAUUGAUGAAGACCUGCUGGAGGAGGUGGAAGAGAGCGAAGAUGCAGAGACUGCAGAGAGCUACUUGCAAACUGAGGUGCUCGAGCUCAACGAGGACGUGGAGCUCAACGAGGACCUUCUGCAGGCUGAGCGGAGUCAAGCCUUGGCAGCCGCCAAGCUCGCACGGCAGAAGGCCUUUGAAGAAGCAGCCCAGUUGAGCGAGGAAGAGCUGCGAGAGCGUGUGAAGCGCUCCAUCGAAGAGUUGGUGCCCAUCUCGGUGUCUGGCAGCUCGGAGACGCCCGUGGAUGAGGGUGAGCUGACUCCAGCGCAGGUCUUUUACAUGGAAAACCGCGAUCGAUUAGUGAGCCGAGCCCAAGAUUACUACUUGGAGAAGCACAAGGAGUUACAAAGAGAUGAUGACGAUGAGGACGAGUGGCGGUACUACCACGAUCCGGUGAUGCGACCAGCAAAAGGACAUCUCUGGUCCACUGGGAUGGAAGAAGAUGGCGGUGAGCAUGGGCAAGAGAAUGCCUGGCUCCAGGUGGUCACCGAUUGGCCCAGAGGUUAUUUGCCAACGGCAGAGAUGCUUGCGAACCUUCUGCGUUUGGAGCAAGCGCGGGACGUGAGUGUCAUUGAUUUGGAAGAGUGCGAUCGGCGUGACGUGGGGACACAUGCCAUCAUCGCGACAGGGGUCACGGCGCGGCAUUGCCGGCGCCUGGGGCAUAUCAUGUUUCGUGCAACCGAGGCCUGCGAAGCUCCCUUCGUACAAGCCUUCUGCUACGGAACGCGUCAGGAUGAAUGGGUCGUGGCCCAUUGUGGAUCCAUUAAGGUCCACCUCUUGACGCAAGAAGCUCAGGAGCAAUACCAGCUGGAGUUGCUCUACCGGAGCCUUGUCGCGGAUGACGGACGGAGGGUGGAGCCCAUGAGGCCGGAGUACUUCUUUCAACCAGGUGACUUUCCGCACUACGUGGAGGUCUAUGGCUCGGCCACCGAUGCGAUGAUGCUCAACGGUGAGACCCACGUGACCCACGCCAUCGGCUCCCGGAGCCGUUCGGCGCUGCCGGUGCCCUACCGGGAUCGGCUCCAUCGACGCUCGGUGGGAGGGUGA
Molecule: messenger RNA, 2673 nt
Organism: Durusdinium trenchii
Lineage: Eukaryota; Dinophyceae; Suessiales; Symbiodiniaceae
Source: the annotation of a GenBank genome assembly